AUGGCCAGAGCAUACAAAAUUGAAGAUUUUAAUCACCUCAUGCAAGAUAUGGACAACAUUGAUAAGAGGGUAAGGGGUUACUUGUUCCAAGUUGGUUAUGAAAAGUGGUCCAUAACAUAUUCCACUGUUAAUAGAUCCAUGGUGAUGACUUCAAAUAUUGCCGAUUCACUCAAUACAAGAAACAGAGAGGCAAGAGAGCUACCAAUCAUGAGUUUGCUAGAUUACAUGAUGAAUUUGGUUAUGGAAUGGAAUAACACAAAUAGAAUGACUGCAAUGAGUACAUUUACUGGCCUAGGAAAAAAUUAUAACGAAAUACUGAAGGAAAGUAGCAGUUUGUCGGAGAAGAUGACGGUGAGUCCUUCAACCGAUUAUGUAUAUGUAGUAAUGGAUGCUGAACAAAGGCUGAACAUAGUCUGCAUGCAAAAAAGAGAAUGCUCGUGCAAACGAUUUCAAGUGGAUGAGAUUCCUUGUCCACAUGCUAUGGCAGUAUUGGACUACACACACGUAGAAGCACCCAAAUAUUGUUUUGCCUAUUACACCAAAGAAUACUUCAAGAAGACAUGUGAAGUGCCAGUUAAUCCACUUCCAGAUGAAACUACAUGGAACCUUCCAACAGAAGUGUUAGAUAAUGUGGUCCUACCACCGAUAGUGAAGGGCAAAUCAGGAAGACCGACGAAGUCGCGAUGCAAGGGACUUUAUGAAUAUUUGUAUACAUAA
Molecule: messenger RNA, 717 nt
Organism: Nicotiana tabacum (common tobacco)
Lineage: Eukaryota; Viridiplantae; Streptophyta; Magnoliopsida; Solanales; Solanaceae
Molecular function (GO): zinc ion binding
Source: RefSeq, a predicted model, not a curated record